Messenger RNA from Orbicella faveolata, 1602 nucleotides. RefSeq names its product lysoplasmalogenase TMEM86A-like. The record is from RefSeq and is a predicted model, not a curated record. Gene Ontology annotation, molecular function: hydrolase activity. Gene Ontology annotation, cellular component: membrane. Lineage: Eukaryota; Metazoa; Cnidaria; Anthozoa; Scleractinia; Merulinidae.
UCACGAUCGCUUCAGUUUGUCGUGUUUACAGGUGGAAAACCAACGAGUGUACGAACGGAACCAUGAUAAAGAACGAGAGAAACUGCUCUGUUCGAGCAGAUUCGUUUGUUUUACAAUACAGAUUAGACAGAGCUGAAGUGGUUAAAAGUGUUGGGCCUAAGCUUGUCCCAUUCCUGAAGACUGUCUGUGUGUACUUUGUAGCAUGGCUUCCCGAAACAGAGAAACCAACAGUCUUUGCAGCUCUCCUCAAAAUCCUUCCAAUUCUGUGUCUUUGUGGAUUCGUCAGUCUGCAAGGGAUAAGUCUGGAGAAAGAACAUAACUACAGCAGGCGAAUUAUGCUGGGUCUUAUCUUCUCAGGCAUUGGUGAUAUUUUCCUUGUAUGGAAAAACACAUAUUUUAUCCAUGGAAUGGCUGCAUUUGGCAUAGCACACAUUUUGUACAUCCGAGCUUUUGGGUUUCAAGCCAAGAAUUGGCUUGUGGGACUGCUGUGUACGUUGCCUGGGUUUUUGAUAUACUACAUAUGUUACCCUGGACUGAAGGGAAAACUGGUGAUUGCCGUUUUGAUCUAUGGUUUUGUAAUCACUGGAAUGAUGUGGAGGGCCAUUACAUGCGUUCAAAACCAGAUUGAAGAGAAUGGACUGUGCCGCUGGACAAGAAUGAGUGCCUGCAUCGGUGCUGCCUUAUUUUACCUAUCAGACAAUAUCAUUGCUAUCAACAAGUUUUGCUUCCCUGUGCCUGGGUCGAGAGUAUUGAUUAUGACCACUUAUUAUGCUGGGCAGAUGUUUAUUGCAGUGUCUGCUUUUAACAUCGAGGAAGAGUAUAAUCUGAGAAUGAAAAGCUGUAAAAAGUGUGACUCAUAAAUAGUUAACUGUGGUUAUAUUCACACUGUAAAAUUCUGAAAACAAGCAUCUUUUCUCCCGUAAUACUCUCCUCCAAAAUAAGUUUGUCAUACCUGUGGGAAGCAAAAAAGGUCCAAAAAUAAUCCUAGCUAUUGAUCAGCCAUGCAUAGAUGCAUGAGCUUUAUGCUUAUAGUGUUAGGUCUAACAGAUGACAUUAUUUCUUUGCAUCUUAGUUCUCUACUUUAAACUGUUUGGUGUUUAUAAUAACCUUCCAGGUUUUAAUUUAAUUAAUGACUGUAUCAUUUAAUAAGCUUUUUGGGUUCUUUGACUUUUUUUUAAUAAUUUCCUUUUGUUGGAAAAAGCCCAGCCAAAGCCUUACUAACAAAAUGAAUUCCCUUAUUUUUUGUCAGAAAAAAAUUGGUUUGAGCUUUGACGUCAUUGUAUAUUACGUGUUUUACUCUGAGUGGAAGCUUGCAAUGCGUAUUAUUUAUUUUUAAGAUAAUUUUUGUUAUGCUUAAAAAAUUGGGACUGUGUACUAAUAUUUGUGCUUAUUUACUGAAUGGAUGAAGUAUUUUAUGUUAUGAACUGUACCUUAAUUUCAGUCGAAGGUCGUAUUUUCUGAAAUACAAUUCAUCAAAGAUUUUUGUUACAAAUACUUCCUACUGACAUCAACAAGGAAAAUUUGCAUAAUGAUGACAUCCAGGACUAAAUUAUAUAGUACAAUGUAUUAAACUGGUUGUUAGCAUUUGAAAUGCAAUGAUUG